Kluyveromyces marxianus DMKU3-1042 is the source of this 678-nucleotide messenger RNA. RefSeq names its product pyridoxamine-phosphate oxidase PDX3 (gene PDX3). Gene Ontology annotation, molecular function: pyridoxamine phosphate oxidase activity; FMN binding. Gene Ontology annotation, biological process: pyridoxine biosynthetic process. The transcript has a single exon. The record is from RefSeq and is a predicted model, not a curated record. Bases 1 to 678 code for a protein of 225 amino acids. Lineage: Eukaryota; Fungi; Ascomycota; Saccharomycetes; Saccharomycetales; Saccharomycetaceae.
AUGUCGGAAGAAACUAAGAAGCCUAUUAUUUUUGCUCCAAAGACCUACCAAUAUGAUAAAUUUUCGCUAGACGAAAGUAGUAUUGAUAGUGAUCCAAUUGUACAAUUUACGAAAUGGUUUAACGAAGCCAAAGAUGAUCCUACAGAGAGUAUUCCAGAGUCUGUAUCUUUUGCAACUGCUGAGCUACCAUCUGGAAAAGUCUCGUGCAGAAUCCUUUUGUUCAAAGAGCUAGAUGACAGAGGGUUUACAGUAUAUUCUAACUGGGGGACAUCGAGAAAAGCAGAUGAUAUUAAGAGUAAUCCACAAGCAGCUAUGACAUUCUUCUGGAAGAACUUACAGAGGCAAGUGCGUGUCGAGGGUUUUACUGAGCAUGUCUCAAGAGAAACUUCUCAACGUUAUUUCAAGACGAGACCUAGGGGAUCUAAGAUUGGUGCAUGGUCCUCCCCUCAAUCUCAUCGUAUUGAAAACAGAGAAGAGUUGAAUGCUUUGCUGAAGAAAAAUGAGGAGAAGUUCAAAGAUGCUGAAGAUGUUGAAUGUCCUGAGUUCUGGGGUGGUAUUAGAGUUGUUCCUUUGAGAAUUGAGUUCUGGCAGGGUAGGGCUAGUCGUUUACACGAUCGUUUAGUCUUUGAAAGAAAGUCCGAAAACGAUGCAUGGGAGCUAGUUAGAUUAGCACCAUAA